AUGAUUAGAACAGUAUUAUGGUUAUGUUUUAAACGUAAUUUUUGUGUUGAAUUUUAUUUGAAUUUCAUCUUUAAUUUAUUGUAUUUGUCACAAAUUACAAUUUUCUCAGAAAAUUCGUCCAAACUUUUGUCAACACUUUCAGAAUUGUCACAUCUUAGAUUUUCAGUUGGCUCAGAUUUUUGGUGGGGAGGAUUCAAAUUGAUUACAAUAUCUUUCGUAAUGUUGUUCUUCACACACUCUUUAGCUAUCUCAACAAUCUUGGUAGUUGCUCCUGAAACUGAGAUUUUAAUAUUUGCGCAUCUCGGGUUCGAAAUAGAUCUGAGCAAGUCAUUAAAUAUACUGCCUGCAUCCUCAAUGCCUGCUACUCAGAUUUUAGUUUCAAUUUUUCUAAGAGAAGUUUGGUGUUCAAGCAGAGAGAUCAAGCUACAGAUUGAAUCUUUACCACUGAUUUCGCAGUUUACUUUUAGUUUUUGGAGACUCAGGCUUUGUAAAAUUUCGAAAGAUGUGAGAUUGUGUUGUUCUUGCUCUUCACUUUGUGCUUGCUCAUCACUUUGUUCUUGCUCAUCACUUUGCUCUUGCUCAUCAUUUUCAAUCUCCCAAUCUUCUAUCUCGACUCAAGCUUUUAUUGACUCUGGUAAAUUUUGCAGUAUUUCAUGAGUAUCUGCUCGGCCAAGGGCAUAAGGAUCCAUCUUCAAGACCAAAUCUGACAAUUUCUGAAUCGACCCUGCAGAGGCUAUUUGACUGAGGGUGUAAAAGUCUCAGGUGAGAGAUGUAAUCUCAUCCACUGGGACAGAGAUUUGUAAAUCUUCGGAAGAAGAUUUAUGCUCCUCUAAGUCAUUGCAGAUGGUUUUGUCAAUCAAUCAUCCUUUAAAUUCAUUUGCAAUUGAUCUGAAUAUUAAACAUUUUUCAAGAUGAGCUUCUCUCGAUGUUAAUAUCUUACUUUCCUUAAAUUUUGUGCCACUAAUGGAAGACUAUAAUAACCUUUAACCACAGAUUUUGUUUCUCAAACUUCUAAUUAAACCAAUAUUCUAUCACAAGUAAUUCAUCUCUACUCGAAGUCUGCAGCAUCUAUAACUCUG
Molecule: messenger RNA, 1079 nt
Organism: Moneuplotes crassus
Lineage: Eukaryota; Ciliophora; Spirotrichea; Euplotida; Euplotidae
Source: the annotation of a GenBank genome assembly